AGACUGGCUUUCAGGGUUAAAAUAUUUACUGUCAGGUAAAUGAAUCAGAAUUUUAAAAGACCAAACUUUCAUAACAACCUUUUGUGGUGCCUUUGGGUGUUUAAGGUCCAGUGUUACAAGGGGCUGAUGGGGCCUCAGCUCCCAUUGAAACCAAUAGGAGUUGAAACUGUCCUUAACCACAGUUUGCAUUAUUGAAGCAAGUAGAUAUAUGCUAUGAAAUAACUUGGAAGAAUUAAGUUUGACUGAAGCCCGUAGAUAGACAUUAGCAUAGCAGCUGCACUUCUAAUUGGUAUAUAUCCUUGGUACAAGGCCUAGAUUGCGGUUUCAGACACAGGCCAGCUUCUUAUUCUCCCCUCUAAUUCUUAUGAGUGUUCUUUUUUUCUGCCUUUUUCAAAUACUUUUAUUUCAUUCCUUUGCUUUUGCUACUUUCUUGUUCUCAGCUCAAACCUUUCUUUCUCUUUGGAAUUGCUGUUAAAAUAAAUAAAUAGCCAAAACCACCCAACUAACAAUUACCAGCUUUAAAGGGUCAGAUUUUCAAGAGUAGUAGGUGUUGAUCUAAACCCAAAGUUUCAUAGAUUUCAUAGACAUAAGGACUGGAAGGGACCUCAGAAGAUCAUCAAGUCCAGCACCCUGCCCCAGGGGCAGGAAGUCGGAUAGCAUCGAAGGAUCCCAGCAAGAUAAGCAUCCAAAUGUUUCUUAAAAGAGUCCAGAGUAGGUGCUUGCACCACUUUGGAGGCAGUCUAUUCCAGGCCUUCGGGGCUCGGAGAGUAAAGAAGUUUUUCCUUAUGUCCAGCCUAAAACAGUCUUGCAGAAGCUUGUGACCAUUUGACCUUGUCAUCCCUUGGGACUCUCUGGUGAACAGGCAUUCCCCCAGAUCCUGAUGUACACCCCUUAUAUACUUAUAGGCAGCCACCAGGUCACCCUGAGCCUGCAUUUUCUAGGCUGAACAGUCCCAUGGCUCUCAGCCUCUCAUCGGAGGGCCUGUUCUCCUACCCUGGCAUAGUAAACUACAGAAAGACUGUAAUGUACCUAAUUUAAACCUAUAGAUGAGACUUGCUUUUAGCUUUGUUUGUACUAGAGAACUUACAUUUUGAUCUGUAUAUUUAUAUUAUUUAUAUAUAAUGUAAUACUUUAGCAAUGUUGUAUGCACGUCUAGCUAGAGUUCUACAGGUAUUUUCAGUAGCGUGGAAUGGUUAAAGGAAGCUUUUAAUAGUUGGCUUGGCCAACUGUUACCUUGGUUGCCCAACCGCAAACCAGCCACAGCAGGGACCCCGAUUUGAUCACUUGUGCUUAGUGCCUCUGUGGCGGCGAAGCGCCCCCACAGGCUAGUGAGAGAGAGAAGAGGGGACCCACAGACCCCAGACCCCGAGAGCAAGCCCCCAGAAGGACAUACGUACCGGCUGAGGAGCAGCGGGAGGAAGAGCCGCAUCCGUGGCUGCAGCCGCGCGAGCCAUCAUUACGCCGGCUCUGGCAACAGCUGUUCCCCGCGCGGCGAACAGCUGAGCCAAUCCCAGCAGCCGGAGCAGCUGCUGCGGGAAGGUUUAAAAACACCGACAGGACAGGGAGGGGAGGAGAGCCAGGGAGAGAGAGUAUGGGUGUGCUGCCCGUGCUACAGGCAAGAGCUGGAAGCCUUUCGCAAACAGUAAAGCGAAAGGCAGUCAGAGAGUGCACGCCGAGGCACUCACUCUGCAUCCUGAAGCGGCAGACACCCAGGAGGCAGGGGAGCGCUCUGCGGACGGGAGGAAAGGGGAGACAGCGGAGGCCCCAGGAGGGGGCUGGAACCAGGGGGAGCACCCACCAGCUCCCCCUGAUUCGGAGGAGUAUUAUCUGUAAGAGAGGAGAAAGGAGGAACCCCUCCCAGCAGGAGGGAGGGCGACCGGGAACCGGGGAACCGGUCAGAGGCCAUCAUACUGGGCCUGGCAACAUCUGGAACGCAUCACCCAGCGGUUGGCGUGUGGACGGGGUGUAGGGGAGGCGGAGCCCCGUGGAUCACCGCGUCCGAUAACCGUGAGUAACACCGUCUAUCGGGAGGCCCCACCCAGGAUAAAGAUCUCCACUGUAGACCCCUCUGAAGGUAAUUGAGUACAUCCAAGUCGCGGCAGGUGAGUUGAGGGGAGGGGCAACACCCCGAUAGGCCAGGCGGAGCGAGGCGCAGGCUCCACAGUGGUGCAUUGGCCGGGAAACGGCGUCAUUCUCGUACGGUGGUAAAGGGACAGUGUCCCGACCCGGGACCCGAUAGCGAUGCAGCAGCCAGCCCUCGCGCCCACGGAGCUGCUUACGCAGGCUAUCCAGGCCAUAGGGAAGGUGCUGGCAGUGCAGCAACAACAGGGCGCACACCAGCAGGAGUGGAUACAGCGAAAUGCUGCUUUAUUUAAAAUGCCCCGGAUGACUAGGGAGGAUGACCCAGAAGCUUAUAUCGAGGCAUUCGAGAGGACAGCCAUCCAGACAGGGUUGGACCGUGGUCAGUGGGGCCACCACCUGCGGGCGCUGGUGAUAGAUCAGGCCCAAGCGGCCUACCGAGCGCUAUCAAGGGACGAAGCUCGGGAUUACGAGACAGUGAAAGCAGCAAUCCUCUACAGGCUUGAGAUUUCACCAGAAAGUCAUCGUCAGGCCUUUAGAGCCCGAAAGUCCAAGGAGGCCAGGCGACCCCGGGGGUUGUUGCAAGCUUUAAGGGACUCACUCAACAAAUGGUUGCCAGCCGGCAAGUUCGACCGGGCGGGCGUGAUGGAUCAGAUCCUGUUAGAACAAUUCCUAUGGGAUUUGGAAGAGGAUGCCCAGAGGUGGGUACGCAGACACCAGACGCAAACUAGCAAAGAGGCACUUCACUUGGCGGAGGCCUUUGCGAAUUCGGAGGGGGAACAGGGAUACGGACGAGGCUCCCGAGGCACGAAAGAGGGACUCACAAGCGAAGGGGAAAGGCGAACGGUCUCCAGACGAGGGCCACCAAAAGGGGUGGUGUGUUACCGCUGUGGGCAAACCGGACACAUCUCCCGUGAUUGUGGGGAAGGCCUGAGCGAGCUGAGUCGCACCCCUACAGGAUAUCCACCCUCCCAGGAUAGAGGCAAAGAGGCGGAGAGAGGGGAACCCAUGAAUUGCAGUUUCGGGUCGGCAACCCAGAACAAGGGAUGGAACCGGCCCGUAGUAACCGCAUGGGUUGGAGACAGGGUGGUUAAGGCCACAUUGGACACGGGAUGUUCCCACUCCCUACUUCGGGCAGACCUCGCUCCGCAGAGGGAACGGAAGAGUGAGGGGCCCCUGACGAUGACCUGUAUACUAGGGGAGAUGCGGUUCCAGACGUGCUAUGUUCCGCUUAGGGUGAUGGAGUUUAGCGGAGAGCUACGAGUUGGAAUUGCCCCGACCCUGGCAUGUGAGAUGAUACUAGGCCGAGAAUGGAGCCCAUUCUAUACAGUCCUUGAGCGAGUGAGGGCUACGCAGGAGGCGAGGAACCGGAUCAAGAGGGGCGACGGAUGGGCCGGCGAGGGCCCAGCCCGUCGCAACGAAACAGUGACAGGCGACAUCGACCUAGAACAGUUCGUGAGUGCGGCCCAAUUUCGUAGGGCACAACAUGAGGACUCGGAACUGCAGCGGAUGUGGGACGCUGACCCCGGGGAAGGACCCUCACAGGGGCGUCCCGGCUUCGAGGUAACAGGGGGGCUAUUAUAUCGGGUCCAACAGGGUGAGGAGGGUACCAUACGGGGGAGACAAUUAGUGGUCCCGACCUCACUUCGCCAAGUGGUGUGGAGACUGGCCCAUGACUCACCCCUGGGUGGCCAUCUGGGACGUAACAAGACCUGGGCGAGGCUGGCCCAAGAAUUCUUUUGGCCUCGUCUCCAAGAGGAUGUGGAAAGGUCCACAUGCCCAGAGUGUCAGAGGGCCCAGGAAUGGAAGCCCCCAAGGGCACCCCUGAAGCCCAUGCCAAUAGUAGAGACACCGUUCUCGCGGGUCGCCCUGGAUAUAGUAGGACCCCUCCCCAGGUCUCAUAACGGAUACCAAUAUAUCCUGGUGAUGGUAGAUUAUACCACCCGUUUCCCAGACGCCGUGCCCCUAAGGUCCAUAACUGCCACUCAAGUAGCGGAAGAACUUCUUAAGUGGAUAGCACGGGUGGGCAUACCUCGGGAGAUACUCACAGACCAGGGAACAAACUUUAUGUCUGGGGUAAUGAAGGCUUUAUGUAAAACCCUCGGCAUCACACAGCUAAAGACCUCGGUCUACCAUCCCCAAACUAACAGUUUGGUAGAAAGGUUAAAUGGGACCAUCAAGCGGAUGCUCAGGCGGUGUGCCCAGGAAGACCCACGGAGGUGGGAUACUAUCUUGACACCCUUGUUGUUUGCCAUAAGGGACGUGCCGCAAGAGUCAACCCAGUACUCCCCAUUUCAGUUGGUGUACAGCCAUAGCCCUCGGGGACUGCUACAAAUCGUAAGGGAAGAAUGGGAGAAGCCAAUAGGCUUAGGGGUGUCGGCGGAGAGGUACCAGGAGGAGCUACAAGACCGAAUCUCCACGGCCCAACGGAUCGCCAGGCAAAACCUGAGGGAUGCCCAAGGCAUACAGGAAAGGGGUUACAAUCAGAAGGCGAAAACACGGACGUUCCAGUCGGGGGACAAAGUUUUAGUAUCGCUGCCAACCUCCUCCAGCAAACAGCUGGCUAUGUGGCAGGGACCAUUUACUGUGGUGAGACAAGUAGGGCCCAUGGAUUACGAAUUGCUUAAACCAGGUCACCGCCGGGAACGACAGGUUUACCACGUGAAUCUGUUCAGGGAGUGGAAAACUCCUCAGGGCUGGUUGGCCCUAGACGAGGAUACAAAGGAGGACCUGGGACCGCUGUGUCCCGGGUUAGGGAGAUCCGGGAAGGAGGGGUCAGUACAGAUGGGUAAGGAGUUGGGCCAUCACCAACAGCAAGAAUUACUAGCUUUGAUAGAGGAAUUUAGGGCAGUGUUCCAAGAGAUCCCGGGACAAGUAACGGGAGUAGAACAUGAAAUCAGGACCCCUCAGGGAGCACUGGUGAGGGAGAGAUGGAGGCCGAUACCUCAACGGUGGCAACAGGAAAUACGGCAAGAGAUCAUGAGAAUGCAAGAACAAGGGAUUAUACGACCGUCCCGCAGUCCAUGGCGGAGCCCCAUAGUCCCCGUCAUCAAACCAGAUAGGUCAUUGCGCGUAUGUAUAGACUACAGGAAGCUCAAUGCCCUGACUACGUUUGAUGCCUUUCCGAUGCCCCAUGUCACUCACCUCGUUGAGAAAAUCGGGGAAGCACAGUAUAUAACCACGCUUGAUUUGGCAAAGGGAUAUUGGCAGAUCCCGAUGCGACCCACGGAUUGUGCCAAAACAGCCUUCGGGACCCCAUGGGGCCUAUUCGAAUUCACGCGGAUGCCCUUCGGCCUCAACGGAGCAGCUGCGACGUUUCAAAGGUUGAUGGACAACCUACUGGCACCCCACGCAGCAUACGCGACGGCAUACAUUGAUGACAUCAUUAUAUUUUCUGCCAGCUGGCGACAACACCUCCAAGACCUCAGAGCAGUCCUGGGGGAACUCCGAGCAGCAGGGCUGACCGCCAACCCGAAGAAAUGUAAACUGGCGGGGAAAGAAACAGCAUACCUAGGAUUUCGAGUAGGCCGAGGGACAGUUCGGCCACUCGCAGAUAAGAUUGAGGCUAUAAGGCAGUUCCAGGAACCGAGAACCCGCAAACAACUGCGUUCCUUCUUGGGACUCGUUAACUAUUAUCGGCGAUUUAUACCCUGCUUCGCGACGCUCGCCACACCACUUACAGACGCGUUAGCUGGGAAAUCUGUGACGCCACUGAAAUGGACACCGGGGAUGCGAAAGAGCUUCCAGAAUUUGAAAGAAGCAAUGCGCCAUGAUGUUGUCGUGCACACGCCUAACUUUAACGCCCCUUUCAUUUUACAGACUGAUGCAUCAGGAUGGGCGCUGGGAGCAGUGUUACUGCAGAAACACGGGCAGGAGGAGCGCCCAAUUGCCUUUGCCAGCAGGAAACUCAGUCAUGCAGAAACCAGAUGUAUAAAGAAAUUAUGCAAGCUCUUGAAGAAGCUGCCAAGGACGACUCUGUCAUAACUGUUAUUACAGGAAAUGGGGAUUAUUACUGUAGUGGAAACGACCUGACUGGCUUUAUCAGUAUCAAACCCAGUGAAAUAGAGAAGAUGACAAAAUAUGG
Molecule: messenger RNA, 6163 nt
Organism: Alligator mississippiensis (American alligator)
Lineage: Eukaryota; Metazoa; Chordata; Crocodylia; Alligatoridae
Product: enoyl-CoA delta isomerase 2
Exons: 3
Coding region: 2242-6063 (1273 amino acids)
Biological process (GO): DNA integration
Molecular function (GO): zinc ion binding; fatty-acyl-CoA binding; nucleic acid binding
Source: RefSeq, a predicted model, not a curated record